AUGGAAGUAACUCCGAGUGCUAAUGAAGAAAAUGAAAGAACGGAGGAACCAAUCGCAAGUAUAGAAUCUAUUGGAAACAUGACGAAUGAGAGCAUAAAUGAAGCUACAUCUGAUGAUAUUCGCCCAUCUUUUCAAAUUACUAAACAAGGUAAUAGAGAGUCGGAGAGACACAGCAGCCUUCGCAGAUAUCGCGGACGGCGCGGUAGACUUGCAAGAUUGAAUUCAUCUAAUCGAAUUCAACAAGUAAAUGGAACUGCAAAUACGGUGGAAGAAACCGGAAGGACAGAGGAGUCACUAGCAAACACGGAAUCUAUUGGAAAUGAAAUCAUUGAAAUUUUAGACGAAGAAAGUCAAGAAGAAAAUGUAAGAACGGAGGUCAUAAACGUGGACUCUAACAGAAACGAGACAAAUGAGAUUAUAUAUGAUGAUGACCGUAUUUAUGAUAUCCCGGAAGACGAUUUCAGUACUCUCGGCAUUGGUUUAUAUGAAGACGAACGGGAUGAUGUACCUUAUCAUCCUAUUCCGUCGAAUCCAAUAUCUGCAUUAGGUGAACGCAUAUAUGGUUCAUGUUGUACAUGCUUGAUCACAAAUGCCACUCAUAUGUUUGUACCAUGUGGACAUUUAUGUAUUUGCACUAAUUGCAAGGAAAGAUUGGAGGACAACAAAUGUCCGUUAUGUCGAGUCGAAUACAUCAGUUGUAUUCGCGCCAUUAUCACGUAA
Messenger RNA from Mycetomoellerius zeteki, 720 nucleotides. RefSeq lists its product as uncharacterized. Lineage: Eukaryota; Metazoa; Arthropoda; Insecta; Hymenoptera; Formicidae. The record is from RefSeq and is a predicted model, not a curated record. Bases 1 to 720 code for a protein of 239 amino acids. The transcript has 6 exons.